Psylliodes chrysocephalus is the source of this 1875-nucleotide messenger RNA. Lineage: Eukaryota; Metazoa; Arthropoda; Insecta; Coleoptera; Chrysomelidae. The record is from the annotation of a GenBank genome assembly.
AUAUAAUUAAAAAUAACAAACGCUUUUAAUUAUAGAUCAAUAAUUUCAGUUUUAAAUUACCAGUGAAUAUUUUUUUUAAUUAAAUAUUGAUUUUUUUUUCCGAAUCCAUUGCGUUGCGCAACUAUACGAAACUCGAAGUUCUCCGAAAUCGAACGAGGCCCUAUAAAACACGUUCGUUGUCAAAAAGAAGGGAAAGUUGAUCACAUUCUGUUCAACUGAAAACAUGUUAUUUGGUUUCAUAACAGUUUUAUCUAAAGUUAAAUGUCAAGUGCAGAGUAUAAGUGGUCAAAAAACUUUAAAAAACAGUCAACCGUCUUGAUCAAGUGCUAAAUUAGUUGUUUUAUUUAGUAAAUUUAAGAAUAAGUUUAUUUAAUUUUUGUGACCAUGCCGAAAGGAAAACGAAAGGGAAGGUCUGAUCGCGGGCGAAACGAUGGUUCCCUGAAUUCUUCUGACGAUGAGUCUUUUGACAAUGCAAGCGUUGUCAGCAAUUUUUCAGAAAACAAGGACGGCGAAGAAGCAGAAGACGCCGACUUGGUUGCGCAGGAACAGCUCGAAGAAAAGUUAUGUGAAAUUCUCGAUGGCCUCACUCAAAAAUCAUCUCAAGGCCGAACCAACUGUUUCGAAAAUUUAACUAAAGGCUUCGUCAAGAAAUACAUGCCUAAUUUCAUUAGAGAAAGAUACUUUACAAUUUGCGAUAGUAUCGAAAGAAGUUUAAAAAAGGGUGGUGGUCCGGAAAAAAUGGCUGCCGCUGAAUUGGCUACGAUUAUUUGCGUUCAGAUGGGCGGUGAAGACGCCUGUGAAGAAAUUUCUAGAAAUUUGAAACCUAUGUUACUUUCGAUAGUUUGCGAUAAUACAGUUUCUGCACCUGUCAGAGCUAAAUGUUGCGCAGCUUUAGGUACUAUGACAUUUUUAUCUGGCGGUGAAAUCGGCGAUGUCAUUAUUCUUAUGCAGCAAUUUGAAUCAAUUUAUUCGGGUAGUUAUUUAAAAGGCGACGGGAACGUUGCAAACGUUUCCGCCGACACAGCCAUUUUGCAUGCCGCCGCUAUCCAAGCUUGGAACUUGCUAUUUACUUUGCUUUCACCAGGAAAUAUCGGGACGAUGAUGAACAAUUCCAAAGCCCUGCCAACAUUGGAAAAACUGUCAGAGUUGCUAGAAUCACCUCAUUUGGAUGUCAGAAUGGCAGCAGGCGAAGCCUUGGCUUUGGUUUAUGAACUGGGCAGGGAGGAAAACGACGAUUUCGAGGAAGAUUUCGCGCUGGAUAUUACGGAAAAUUUGAAACAUUUAGCGACCGAUUCUCAUAAAUAUAGAGCCAAAAAAGACAGGAAGCAACAGAGGGCUACGUUUAGGGAUAUCUUGCAGUUUUUUGAGAAUGAUAUUGUGCCAGAACUAUCAAUAAAAUUUGGAAGAGAAACGUUGGUGCUAGACUCUUGGAGUCGAAGGAAGCAAUACGAGACGCUGUGCAACGUUUUAGGGCCCAGCAUUAACGUUCAUCUCACUGACAACGAUUUGCUCAGAGAUAUUUUCGAAAUCAUACUACCUCCACAGAUGGCCGAGAUGCCCGCCCAUCAACAACACCAGAUGGAACGGUACAGAAAACGUUUGGUGAAUGCGGCCAAUUUCAAAGCAAGAACUCUAUCGAGGGCCAGGAACAGGGACAAACGGUCAGAUUUUUAGGUUACCAUCUUCGCAGGAAAAAAUAUAUUAUAUAUAUUAUAAUUAGCACAAUUUUUAUUGUAGUGGAUUAUUUCUAUAUACAUGUUCGCUAUUUAUUAAAUUAUUCAAAAAUUUUUUUGGCGUAUUUAGGUGUGACAUUUAUAAAAAGUAAUCAUAAUUAUCGAAUUGUAGAUUUGUUUUUAAUAUACACACUCAAAUACA